Fusarium odoratissimum NRRL 54006 is the source of this 1365-nucleotide messenger RNA. RefSeq lists its product as uncharacterized. The record is from RefSeq and is a predicted model, not a curated record. The coding region runs from base 1 to 1161 and encodes 386 amino acids. Lineage: Eukaryota; Fungi; Ascomycota; Sordariomycetes; Hypocreales; Nectriaceae. The transcript has 2 exons.
AUGGCUUGCCCCGACGUAAAUAUAACCACCCGCCUACGCGAAGCCAUCGCCAAUUGGAAUACGCAUCUUCAAGGUAUCAAAGAUCCGGACGAUGUCUUUCGCCAGGAGCGAGCCCGUAUAAGCGACGCGUCGAAGAAACGAAUCGACGAGUUUUAUCUCAAUACCCUGCGGGACAAUGACAACAACAACAACAACAACAAUAACAACGACGACGACGAUAAUGUUGCCCUUCUUUUGCGAACCCUCCUCUCUGAUGGUCAGCAGAUGAAGGAACUUGAGAUGGAGCACGAAGUUACCCGAACCAAGAAGCAAGAGCUACAAGAUGAAGUAGCUAAGAGUGUAGGGAGAAGGGUUGUCGCAGAUGUAAUCGACAUCCUAGGCCUCUCUGCAGAGCAGCAUCUGAUGCCUGCAGUACCUCCCCCAUCAGAAGAGGCUACAUCGACCACCAAAGACCACGUCGACAGCGCGAGCCUGCCAGUUCCCGAUGAUUCGGACGCACCAGCAGCUACAAUGGGGCUUACCACGCGAACCCGAAGCUACAACAGACGGAAGAAUGGUGGAGCCCGUCAGAAGGUGGCGCCAUCGAUAGGCCCAUCCGUAAGCGAGGGUGAUAGCUCGCUCAAGAGAAAGCGUCAGCCAGAUAAAGACGACGAGCGGAAUAUAAAGCAGGAAAAGAAGACACCCCGGGUCUCAACAAGACAAACCCCGUCUUCUCCUGGAAAUGCCAAGUUUGACAGCGUAAGAUCAUUGCCGGCGCCUUGUACUAGAUCGGGUGAUUUACUUCAGCAUAGCAAUGAGAAAGAUGUCAUCUCCAGCAGGAAGGCAAUAGAGUCACAGUACAAGAACAUCAGACUUGAUGUCAGCCGCCCCUCUGCUCGUGUAAUGCUCCGGAGACAUCCCUCUCGACGCGGUCUGUGGACUUGCUUGAUAUUCGUUCCGCAAGUCCAGGCGGAUAUGAGCUUUGAUACUAUGGUCAACCGAUUUAUCAUGCCUGCAUUCGUCCAGCUCGCCAAUCGCCGACGAACGGGAAAUAUCCGGGAGGGCCAAGCAGCUCUGGAAAAUGCGCAGCCACCUGUGAAUACUCGCAGUAGCCUCAACAGUACUGGAGAGGGAGAAGUAGAGAUGGAGAAGGAGCAGUUUGAAAGUACGGGAGAGCAAUAGCUUCGGUGUGCCGUGGAAACGAUAUAGCGUCUGUAAGCUCAAACGAGGAGUAAUAUUGAAAAGCGUUUUACGACCCAGUCCAUCUACUAUCACGUGAGAACUAAAUGCGCGCUGGGUAGGAAUAUAGAUUUAUCCGCAGUUACUAGGUCUGCGCUCUGUUCAGCACCAAAGACACUAUGACGCGCCACGGUCCUGGGCCGCCCG